AUUCAUUCUCCCUUUAUAUUUUACUUCCUCACUAUUUUGGCUCCCUGGUUGACUCUUGACAAACAGAUAGAGAUAAGGAGCAGAUCUAGAGAGCAGUCACAACUCAAAUCCAUCCAAGUUGAAAGAAGAAAUUAAGGAAGAAAUCGAAUUAUAAUCUUUCAAAAGUAAGUUGAUUGCAAAGCAAAGAGCUUAGAAAGGGAGUUUGCUAAAGUUCGGUGUUGCUGGAAAUUUGAGGUUUUAUCGGAGACUUGCAUCUCCCUAUAUAUUUUAGUUCAUUAAGGUGCACAAAAAUCACAUAUAUUCUAUCUCAACAAGUCAACACGUCCAUGGCAUCUUCAUCCUCUUCCCGUUCCGCUUUGGCCUUUUCUUCUCAACCAUGGAAGUACCAUGUUUUUCUUAGUUUUAGAGGAGAAGAUACUCGUAAGACCUUUGUGGAUCAUCUCUAUACAGCUCUUGAACAACAAGGGAUCCACACUUACAAAGAUGAUGAAACACUUCCUCGGGGUGAAUCAAUCGGCCCAUCCCUUGAGAAGGCUAUUGAAGAAUCACAAAUUUCAGUCAUCAUAUUCUCUAAAAACUAUGUUGAUUCUUCAUGGUGCUUAGAUGAACUUGCAUAUAUUAUGAAAUGCAAGGAUAGGAAAGGGCAAAUUGUUAUGCCCAUAUUUUAUGAUGUGGAGCCCUCUAUAGUGCGAAAACAAAAACAAAUAUAUGGAGAAGCAUUUUCCAAACACGAGUUGGAGAACAACAAGAAGGUUGAAUCAUGGAGAAAAGCACUUGUGGAUGCAAGCAGCAUUUCUGGAUGGGAAAUCAAGCUCAUGGCCAAUGGGCAUGAAUCGAAGGGCAUUAAAGAAAUUGUUGACACAAUUUCACAUAGGUUGUGUCCACUAACUUCAAGUGCAAAUGAAAACUAUAUUGGAAUUGAGGCUCGCAUGAAAGAUUUGAAGUCAAAGUUAGAAAUUGGCUCGGGCGGUGUGCGCAUGAUUGGUAUAUGGGGGGUUGGGGGUGGUGGUAAGACUACUCUUGCAUUAUCUAUUUAUAGUGAAAUAUCUAGCCAGUUUGAUGGUUUCUGCUUUGUUGAAAAUAUUCGGGAGGAAUCAAGCAGAUAUGGUUUGGAAAAAUUGCAGAAAAAAAUUCUCUCAGAUGUUUUGAAAAAAACCGAAAUGGAGGUAAAUAAAGUUGGAGGAAAAUGGUUGCCAGAUGAUAGGCUUCGCCGUAUAAACGUCUUGAUUGUUCUUGAUGAUGUCGAUCACCAUGACCAACUAAAAGCAUUAGCUGGAUCACAUAAUUGGUUUGGUGAAGGAAGCCGAAUAAUUAUCACAACUAGAGAUGAACAUGUAUUAACUGCACACAAAGUAGAUGUGAUACACAAUAUUACCUUGUUAAGCGAUGAUGAGGCUAUGAAUCUCUUCUGCAAGCUUGCACCCCAGGAAUACAGAUCUAAGGAAGAUUAUGAGCUACUUUCAAAAGAGGUGAUUUCUUAUUCUGGUGGGCUCCCUUUAGCACUUACAGUUCUUGGUUGUUUUCUGUGUGACAAAGACAUUAAUACGUGGAGGAGUGUAUUAGCCAGACUGAAAAAGAUCCCGGAGACUGAUAUUGUGGAAAAGCUAAAAAUCAGCUAUGAUGGACUUAAACCAGUUGAAAAAGAAUUGUUCCUUGAUAUUGCGUGUUUCUUCAGAAGGCGGUAUAAAGAUGAAAGGAUAAUGGCGAUGUUUGAUGCUUGUGGUUUUUACCCUGGUAUAGGCAUAAGGGUGUUGACAGAAAAGGCUCUCAUAACCAUUUCGGAUGGAAGGUUUGAUAUGCAUGAUCUGGUGCAAGAAAUGGGACACUACAUUGUCAGAGGGGAACACCCUAACAAUCCCGAAAAACAUACUAGAGUUUGGAAGAAGGAAGAUGUUCUGAAAGUAUUUGCUACGAAUGCGACGGAGGAACUUGACAUGAUUCAAGCAAUAAGAUUUGAAUGCUAUUCGUAUGGUCCAGUAGAACUCCUUCCUCCGGUUGUUGCAAACAUGAAAAAUCUGCGGUGGGUUGAUUGGAGAGGUUAUUAUGCAAGUCCUUUUCCUACUAACUUUCCACCAAGGGAGCUUUGUUGUCUAAUAUUGGAUUGCUACUCCCAGAAACAACUUUGGAAGGGUUAUAAGUUACUUCCGAAUUUGAAAAUCAUGGAACUCUAUGAUUUGAAAAAACUAAUCACGACGCCAGACUUCGAUAGACUUCCAAAUCUUGAAAGAUUUGUUCUUCAUGGAUGCCGGUGUUUAAAAGAGAUUCAUCCUUCGAUUGGACGCUUGAAAGGACUUGUUUUCUUGUCUAUAGAAUUUUUUCCCAGUCUUAAGAUAUUUCCACCCAUUACCCAACUAAAGGAACUCGAGACCCUUUCGUUAUCAUAUUGGCACAAACUUGUCAAGCUCUUAGAGAUCCAACAACAGAACAUGGACAAUUUACCACAACUUCAUCCGGAUAGUAGUGGGAAAGAAGUUAAAAAAUCUUCAACAAACUUUUCAGUUACUUGUUGGACGUGUGGUGACACUGAAGUUAAGAAACCAGGAGAGGACCUCAUUGAUGUAGAAGAAUGCUGUUUAGAAGAGCCUUUUUCACCUCACAACAACAUGAAGCUCCACACAGUGUUGUGGCUAUUUCCUAGAGGGUUAAGAAAGUUGGAUCUCUGGUUCUGCAAUUUGGGGGAUAAAGAGAUGGGGUCUGCUGUUUGGGAUUUACCCAACUUGGAAGAACUCAAUCUAGCAGGAAAUUAUUUUUCACGAUUAAAUUUUAGUCUGUUGAGACUUCCUCGGCUCAAAUGGCUCAAUGUGUCUGGCUGUGAAAACCUUGUAGGAUUGUCAGAGUUGCCAUCAAGCAUAGCCGUUCUUAGAGCGGAUUGGUGUACAUCACUUAAAAGCCUUGGAGAUAUUUCAAACUGUAAAUGGUUGUGGAAAGUCUCACUUCGUGGUGAUAAUGAACUAGGUCCACUUGUUAGUGACAUAUUGCUAGACUCCGUGCUCCAGGGAAAUGCUAUUGAACAUCACUUUAUCAGUGUCGCUCUUGCACAUCAAAUCACUCCAAAGAGGUUUGUAGGUAGGCUGUUUAGGAGGACAACAUUUACACUGGAUCUUCCACAUGAUUGGCAGGAGGUAGAUCAAGAUUCCCAAUCCGAGCUUUGGCAGGAGUCUAAUAAUGAAGCACUGGCUCCUAAAUAUGAUGAAACAGCGACAUUCCUAGGCUAUGUUUCCUUUAGUUCAUUGAGGCACACCACAUCCUUGAAUUCAUCAUACAAUAAGAUUUCAUUUUCCUUAGACAUCAGGUAUGAGAAGUCAUUAUAUGGUAAGACUUAUAUUGGAGCUGAGCUCAUUCCUAAGGAACAAAAAGGCGAUCAGGUGCAAACAAGUUGCUCAGAAUUUUGGGAUGGUGAAGGUAAAUAUAGAGACAUAUUUAGGAUCCAGAAUGAUUCUGUCAAGAUCUUAUGGCAACCUGACAACGACACCUCUCAAAGCGGCAUGGAAGUGGUUUUCAAAGUGAAUGUACAGAAUGCUAAAGAAAAAAGAGAGGCUAUGAAGGCAGUUUCCAGCGUUGCAGGGAUCCGAUCGAUAGCUAUGGAUAUGAAACACAAGAAAUUGACGGUGAUCGGAGUUACUAACCUAGUUGUUAUCAUCAGCAAACUUAGAAAGCGUUGGGACACAAAGGUUCUGAGUGCUGGCCCAGCCAGAGGUUUGUGGAAGCUUAUAGGGCCUACAAUCCUUUCAUGACACAUUACUCUGUUCACAAAUUAUACAAGAGUAUACACAUGUACCUAGUGCAUCUUUUCUUGUACGCUUUAAAUAUCUUUGGAAUAUAUGGAUAUUCCAGCGGAAUGGUGGUCUGGAUGAUGGCGACGGAGGUGGUAGUGGUGGUAGCAGUGGGGUGGUGAUGAGAAAUUAUGGUUGUACUAUGUUUGUGUGUCCUGAAUACAAAGGCAAAACAAUCAUUCUUGAAAUGAAAUUUAACCAAACUUGUGACCAAAUAAGCACCAAUAGAGUCUAAUUUUAAGCUACAUGUUACUCCAAAUCCAUUCUCCAACUUAAAGGAGAUGAAUUUUGAUAGAAAUUAUGGUUGUAGUAUGUUUGUGUGUUCACUAUAUAUUAUAAAAUCAGGAUUCUGCUACA
This is a messenger RNA of Lactuca sativa (garden lettuce), 4130 nucleotides long. The record is from RefSeq and is a predicted model, not a curated record. Lineage: Eukaryota; Viridiplantae; Streptophyta; Magnoliopsida; Asterales; Asteraceae.